CACCCUUCUCCUGCUCUCUCUGUGCGCACGCACCAUAGAGACGAAGGAGGAGCCAUGUUAAGGAAAGGAGACGUGGACGGCUAGAGCGGCCACUUCUUUCUCUCUCCCUGUCGAGGUCCCUCUGCGCAGCUGAGGCUUUCAUCUCUAUGGUAGGGCUUUGUGGACAGAAAAAGGAGGAGGCAGACAGAAGAAGGCAGGCUCUGUCAUGGCGGCCGGGGGAGAAGGCGAGCAGGAGGAGCCCGAGAAGUCUUUUAAGCUGCUGGGAAUACUUGACGUCAAAAAUGUCCCUUGUGCUCGAGAAUCAGUGCUCUAUGGAUCUUUGGGUGGUGUCACGGUGGGCCUUGGACACUUUUUGGCAACUAGCAGAGUGAGACGAUCCUGUGACUUUGGAAUGGGAGGUUUUAUCUUGACAACACUGGGAUGUUGGAUCUAUUGUAGGUACAGUAAUGCAAAAUUAAGAAUUCAGCAACGCAUGAUUCAAGAAGGGAUAAAAAACAAGAUUUUGUAUGAAAGCACUCAGUUUGAUCCAGAGAAGAAGACAGUGAAAAGUACUGAAGAAAGCCGUUCAUAGUUCUCAUAAGAAUGCUUAAGAAUUUGUGAUGAUUAUAGGUAUACUAUAAAACCAAAUCUGUGAAACCAUAGGACAUAUUAGCUGCGAAAUGUCAUGUAACAGGUCCUCCUAGCACAGUGGGCUGUCCAAGUCCCAGUUUGUAUUUUACUUUUCUUCAUGUUUCAUCUUUGAUUUGUAUGCAGCCGCUUUUAAAGGGGGAAAAGUGAUCUGCUUCAGAUUGGUCAGAUUUCUUCUUCAGAAUGAAUAGCAUAAACUGGCCUUAAGCUAAAAAUACUUCGAGUUGGGGAGAGUUCUUCAGUGAUAAGACUUUGACUGCAGUACAUUGAAAGGCAAGAAAUUAAGUAUUAAAUGUUGUCAUCCUUUGCUGUAACCAGGAAGUAUUCCUCAUUAAACAUGAUGGGCCUUGCUUCUGAGUAGACACAUAAAGGAUUAGUGCAGGUUACAGUGAUUGCAGUGGGAUAGAUCUACCGUAUAUAUUCGACUAUAAGUCGACCUCAUGUAUAAGUUGAUGGCAGGUUUUGUGGGCAAAAUUAUGGAUUUUGAUAUGACCCGUGGAUAGGUCGAGGGUAAAACUUAGGGACAUGCAACAAAGGAUCUAAAUGAUGAAGCAAAGGAAAACAAUGCCAAAGAACCUACAAAAUUCUGGCAGGCAUAAUGCUUUUGGCUCACACUGAAAGAUGGAUGGAAGAGAAAGCAGAGAGAGGUCAGUGCUUCCAGGACAGAUUGCACUCUUGCGUUUCACCAGGGAUGGUUCUCUCUUUAAUAAGAGUUAAAGUAUAGUAUUUACAUUGACCUGUGGAUAAGUCAACCUAGGUUUUUGGGGUCAAUUUUUUGACUAAGAUUUCUAGACUUAUACAAGAGUAUAUACAGUAAGCAUAACCUUUCAGCUAAAUAGGAGAGUUGCCUCAUGUCAUAUGUGUGCUUAUUUUGCAUACUUUGCCAGGUGAUCCUCCAGUACUAUUACUAGUUUUUUUCCAUGGCCCCUGUGAAAGAGAAUAAUACCCCCCCCCCCCGAUAAUAAUCUCCCCGCCAGAGGAAUCAUGGGAGCAUGAAUUUUCUGCACUGAAAUAAUGUAAAAUUGCUUGACCAUAUGUGAAAUAUGUGCCAAGUGGCAUAUAGACUCUGCAACAACAUAAAAAUGUUGAAUCAUUGCCAUAUAUUAAAGACUUUCCACUUA
Molecule: messenger RNA, 1748 nt
Organism: Sceloporus undulatus (fence lizard)
Lineage: Eukaryota; Metazoa; Chordata; Lepidosauria; Squamata; Phrynosomatidae
Product: cytochrome c oxidase assembly protein COX20, mitochondrial
Exons: 4
Coding region: 206-571 (121 amino acids)
Biological process (GO): mitochondrial respiratory chain complex IV assembly
Cellular component (GO): mitochondrial inner membrane; mitochondrion
Source: RefSeq, a predicted model, not a curated record